Brienomyrus brachyistius is the source of this 4683-nucleotide messenger RNA. RefSeq names its product protein phosphatase PTC7 homolog. The record is from RefSeq and is a predicted model, not a curated record. Lineage: Eukaryota; Metazoa; Chordata; Actinopteri; Osteoglossiformes; Mormyridae.
AAGUGCCGUCUCAGGAUGCAUUCGGUUACAUUUCUGGCCACAGACGGAAUUUGCGUCCUUUAUUACGUAAAGCGUGGACUUGCACGAACCCUCAUGCAGCCGCGAUGACUGGGCCUUUUAAGGAAACCACCGAUUGCGUGUAUAUAACAGCUAAUGACGUCAAGGGAGGAGUCACAAGAUCUCAGAGGCGGGGGCCAUAGUAUUUCACUACAUCGCCGAGAAACCCGGCUGUUCGCGAGUCCUGCGUGAGAAAGCGUUCGGCUGGGAGCGAUGGCGCAGACGCCAGGGGCCGGGAUCGUGGAGACCUGAAAGCGUGGCCGGCAUCGGGAACGAUCUGCACUCCAAAGCAGGAAAAGAGACGCUGACGUGUUUCCCCGCUGCGGCGACGACCUUGGCGCUAUUAACUGCUUGUUAAUCUUUGGGGAGGCGAAUGCGCUUCGGCUGAGAAGUAGACCGAGGCAGGACGCGGGGGUAGGGUGAGCGUUGGGGCUGGUAGGUGGGGUGGGUGCCUGCUUUUGGGGGAUGAUCUCCGUACUUUCCUAUGGCAGACUGGUUGCCAGGGCUGUCCUGGGCGGACUUUCUCAAACCGAUAGCCGGGAUUACAGCCUAGUGACGGCGAGCUGCGGCUUCGGGAAGGACUUUCGCAAGGGGAUCUUGAAGAAAGGCAUGUGCUACGGGGACGACGCCUGCUUUAUAGCCCGGCACAGAUCGGCCGACGUUUUGGGUGUGGCGGACGGUGUGGGCGGCUGGCGGGACUACGGGGUGGACCCCUCCCAGUUCUCGGGGACCCUGAUGAAGACGUGCGAGAGGCUUGUGAGGGAGGGCCGAUUCACACCCAGCAGCCCAGUGGGCAUCCUCACCACCAGCUACUAUGAACUUCUUCAGAACAAAGUUCCCCUUCUGGGCAGCAGCACGGCCUGUAUCGUGGUCCUGGACCGGCAGAGGCACCGGCUGCACACGGCCAACCUGGGCGACUCGGGUUUUCUAGUGGUGCGGGGGGGCGAGGUGGUGCACCGCUCGGAUGAGCAGCAGCAUUACUUCAACACGCCGUUCCAGCUCUCCAUCGCGCCCCCCGGCGCCGAGGGGGCCGUCCUCAGCGACAGUCCCGAGGCGGCCGACAGCUCGUCGUUUGACGUCCAGCUUGGCGACAUCAUCCUGACCGCCACGGACGGCCUCUUCGACAACAUGCCCGACUAUAUGAUCCUGCAGGAGCUGAAGAAGCUGAAGGUUCGGCCCGGCAUCUCUCGCUUCGGCCCGGGAAACGCGGUCUCUGGCCGGCACGUGUUUAUGGCCCCCCCUUUUGUCCGCAGAAACGCGAACUACGAGAGCGUCCAGCAGACGGCGCGGAGCAUCGCGGAGCAAGCCCACCAGCUGGCUUACGACCCCAACUACAUGUCGCCUUUUGCACAGUUUGCGUGUGACAACGGGCUUAAUGUGAGGGGGGGGAAGCCGGAUGACAUCAUCCUGCUCUCUAUUGUGGCCGAGUACACGGACUAGUGCUCUGUGGGAAGGGUGGCCCGGCCCCUCUUCGGUCUGCACGCCAUUUUGUCGUGCCGUUUGCUGCUGUCGGAGGAAGGAACUUUGCAGCUAGUCCAACGCCCUCCCCCCAUACCUGGUACCUUUUCCCACCCCCUUGUGUGCGUCCUCAUCAUCAAAGAAUCAUGAAAUCUGUGUCCAUCCUAUCACGAGCUAACUGUGACAUUGACUGUAGCAUGUGCCCUGAUCGUCCAAUCACAGCGAGACUUAGGGCUGGAUUUGACGUUCUGUCAAAUGUCGUCUUAAUAAAACAGUGGUAAAACAUUGAAACUUGCUGUUAAGGUGGUGAAAACGAGUGUUUUGGGCUGGGGGGGGGUAGCUGUUUGUUUUGGCGUCGUCUGGUCACUGAGGGGUUGGAGGGCAGCGUGUGGUGUGAAGGGGGAGUUAGAAGGCCCCUGGGGGGCAUCAGUCGAAUGUACCCACGGCUUGGUGGCCGCUGUGACCCCGCGGGGGACGUCCUCAAAGUAUGGGGGGGGGGGGGUGUGUUUGCUGCAGUUGAGAUGGUGAAGUUAAGUGGUGUGACACGUGGUAAGGAGGGAAGCUUUGGCCAGGUGAGGUCAUCCUAUCAGAGAGCUGCUGAUAGGCAGCUCACACCUAUUGGCUCAGCUAGGUUACGCCUGUCAGAGGCCACGCCCCCGUAUCCGAGCAGAGUUCUGUCUGAGUGUAUUUAAGUGUGUUGGUUUUUGAAAUAUUUUUUCAAUGCUGUAUAUAAUGUCUUUAAUCAUAACGUGAUGGGAUUUUAAGAGAAAAGGACUCGUUCAGCUAUUGUACAUGUACUACAAUUCAGGGGUAGGAGCAUUUUGAAUCCUACACCAUGUGUAGAAAGGGAAGUUUAUUUUAUUAUUAUUAUUGCUAUUAUUGUUGUUAUGUUCAGAUUUAGUACGAACGCACGCAAAUGCCACUCACCCAAGGACUGUACAAGGUAUCCAGUCCCUUCUCAUCCGCCCCCACCAUGUUUCCUGGUGAUUUGAGGCGUUGAGGCCGCUGGGAGCCUGUGUAGCACAUAAUUUCUGUCUUCUGUCCAGUAUGGGGCGUGCUGUUAUGCGUGGUUGAAAAAGCGCAACGCACAAGGUUAAUGCAUUUGUGAACGCUUGUGGCUAAACGUGCUGAAAACAGGUGUGACUGAAAAAAGCACUAUAUGUUUAGUAUCAGUCUUUUGCCACGCCGAAUGAACAAAAUGGACGUGGACAGCUCGUCGAGGUGGGGCGGAGCUACCUGUCGGUCACGCGGUAUUUCAGGCUCGAUCGUUUCCCUCAGGUUUCACACGGGGUGGGGGUUGUAUGUGUGUUUGCUGUGGACUCUUGCUCUUUGUAUGUUUCACUAUGGAGUUUCUGUUUCCUAAUUUAAUUGAAUGGUGAUGUGCAUGAUCCGCGACGAGGAGAGCUCAGUGUGUGUGUGUGUGUGUGUGUGUGUGUGUGUGUGUGUGUGUGUGUGUGUGUGUGUGUGUGUGUGUGUGUGUGUGUGUGUGUGUGUGUGUAUAGGUUUUUUUCAGUGCACAGAAGUGGCCACUUUGUUCGGUGUACUGCUGUCCCCCUUACACACGCGUGUGUGAUACUCACACACAAUGCUAAUCGCCAUUUCCUGCCACUCAUGUUGCUAAGUAGCUUCUCUAUGCCCACGUCCCAUUUCUCUCGACCUCGUGAGAUAGUGGGUUAUGCCUUUUGGCCAGUCUGACAGAUGCCUGCUCCCUGAAGCAGGUCGAUGUAGCGAUUGGCUGAUUGGCAUAGGGGGGGGAGAGGUGUGAGCAUUAAUUCCACCAACAAGAACCUUGCUGUGAUGAGUGGGGGGGGUUUGUCUCAAAGAAUCUGGCCAGACCUGGUUUGGUGUCAGGCGAAAUGUGGUUCCCAUUCAUCGGCUAACGUGUCACAUGACGACGCAGGUGCACCAAAGAGACGCCCACCCUGUUUCCGCGAUGAAUUCGAUUUAAAAUGUCAAGCAAUACUGUAAUAUGAACUUUUCCUUUUCUUCUAAUGCACUGGCUUUGUGGAUCGCGUCCUAUACGACUGUCUGUCAGUACGAGUAGCCUAGCAAUAUGCAUAAGCAAAAAUGAGGAAGUCUGUCAUCUGUGUGUGACGUGUGUCACUGUGUCGUAAAUCUUAAACCCAUGCCCCCCCUCCCCGUGUGCUGUAUACUAUUGUGUGAUGACUCACAGCUGCUUUGUCACUUCCCCCCUCCCAACUGUUUACUUUUUUUUUAAUUAUUAUUAUUUGAUCUCCCUACACCAUAAAUAAGAUUGGUGGUGAUGUUUUGUAUGUCCGGCUGUUUAUUUUUGGAAAUGUUAUUAUUGUUAUCUGAUCUGCGUGGCCUUUGUAUUCUUGACUUAAUACGGUGUACAGGCAGAGCAGUCCGGAAAAAUCCUAAAUGAGGCCAAAAUGGGAAAGCCAUAGAGCAGCGUUUCCCAGUCCAGUACCCAGACCCACAGAGAGUCCGUGUUUUUGCUCCCUCCCGUGAGCUGUCUGGCAGGGAGCUCGGAGGGAGCAAAAAUGUGGACCGACUGUGGGUCCCUGAGGGACCGGAGUGGGAAACGCCGCCGUAGAGGGUUGUGACAUGGGUGUGACUCCUCACCCGUCCCGCUGUCUGGCCGCCCAAUACGAAAUUGGGUCACUUUUUGUUUUUUUUCCUUCAAUUCAUCUAUUCUUUAAAAUUGAGCAGCAGGCAGCAGGUCUGGUCCAUGUAAUAUGAUGGCAAAUUUAACUGUUGCUGACCAUCAAUAAUCCUUUAAUUAGAAUGACCCAGAGGCCAUUUUCAGCCUGCCCCUGUUUGCGAGGGGCACUGCCCCUACAGACUAUGGGGAUUUUGGAUGGGGGGGCGGGUUGGCCAUGGCGCAAUCCCAAGCUGAACACGUUGGCCUUAAAAUCCUGGAAAACCAGCUUCGUCCUCCCGUGCCCUCGCGCGCGGUCGGCCUGGUGUGCCCUGGGUAUGGCAGUGGGGUGCUGCUCACUGGCGCCCUCUAAAGACUCUCUGCAGGCACUGCUGCAGCUCUGCCCCCCCCCCCCCCCCCCCCCCCCUUCUGCGGCUGAUGUCUGUCGGUUUUGUACCAGAGAGACACCUUUGUCUACGGUAGAAAAAAAAUGCAAAAAUAGUUUCUGUAAAUAUGUUUUCAAAGCUGUAUAAUAUUUAAAUAAAGGAUAUAGUAUUUGUACUACA